This is a messenger RNA of Laetiporus sulphureus 93-53, 1732 nucleotides long. RefSeq lists its product as uncharacterized. The transcript is spliced from 5 exons. The coding region runs from base 1 to 1653 and encodes 550 amino acids. The record is from RefSeq and is a predicted model, not a curated record. Lineage: Eukaryota; Fungi; Basidiomycota; Agaricomycetes; Polyporales; Laetiporaceae.
AUGUUGUGGCAUUCCUUCAUUGUGGCGCAGUUCUCCCCCAGAGUGUCAGCUUGGUGGACAUCGAUUAGCGGCCUCAGAGCAGUUUCUGCUCAUCCUCCUACCCGCCCGUUUCUUUUCCUACGUGUGGUACACUCAGCAGAGCCGACCGAUGACUUCAUAAGCAAAAGGGUAGCGUUGUAUCUCGUUUCCCCGCAUAAACCGGAAGAUUCCUUUGUGGAUUGUUACUUCCGCUUAUCUGGCAAAGUUUCUGCUGAGAAGAGACUGGAAGUCCAUCCAUCCUUGCCCUCCGAAACACCUCUAUACAUUCAUAGAUUCUCUUUCCUGCAGGUCGGAGGUAUAGAGCGCAUUUGGGACGAUGCGUUCGUCAACCACGUCUAUCAAGACGAUGAUGAUACAGCACGCCACGCGCUUACUCCAGCCAGUUUCGACAAUUUCAGGACGACAUCCAGGAAGGUCCUCCGAAGCUUCCUCGAUAGAUGCUGGGGGAGUCCGAAAUGGGCUGCACCGUCUGAUGGAAAGGAGCGAGUGCAAGAUGGCUGGGACUCUUUCAGUAGUUAUCGACCCCACGAGUAUAUCAAUGAUCCAGAGAGCCACCUUUUCGACUGGCUCGAAUUCGAGGACCUACCUCUCGACGAAAAGCCUACGAUAUACGACGAAGUGUCGUUAUUCGAUCAGUUUGCUCAGGAUUAUUCUUGGGAAGGAAUAGAUGAGACAGUUGAGUGGAUUGAACAAAUGCGCAAGUUUCGCACGAACCAUACGCUUCUUGACAUUCCUUCAGGGACGUCUAAGCCAAGCAUUUCCGCUCCCACGUUGAAUGAGUACCUCGAAGCGGGAGCCACAGCGCUCUCAUCCAUGAAGAUACCGUUCGACGGUGAUCCACUUCCCCCGCAAGAUACAAAGGAGAAUGAGCCGUUCAAUAUCUUCACAUGGGAUUGGGACGAGGACCCUGAACCGGAAUUUGCGCCACCUCCGAAGCUGCACCCGCCGGUCGCUGCGCAAAAUGUAAAAGUCGUUAUAUUCGACAUGUUUGGAACUAUAGUGAACCAUGAAGCGACUGUGAACACUGUGAGCCGACUGCUCGCUCCCUGGGACGCUAACAAGCGGUUGGAAGGCAUGCUUGCUCGGCUUCUGCUAGAAUGUUUUAUAAUCCACGCGGGACUUUUCCUUCCAGCGGACGUCCGACUCGUAGCCCUGAAAAAGCUCCAAAAGACAGAGUUGUACCCCGAUGUGUACGCAUCGCUGAAAGCACUGCACGGACACGGAUACAAGAUCCUGGCCCUUCCUCCGGCAGACCAGCACGAUCUAGCUCUCAUUCGGCGCUCGUUGUCACCGAAUGUAGAGCUUCCUUCCUUACCUACCUUGCCCACUGGAGCGGACGGCCUCCCAGAUCUUGCCACUCUCCUCGAUCUGUGUCGACAGCACAUUCCCGCCAUUCAACGCAGCCAAAUUCUGGUGGUCACUAAUUCAUUGCAUCGUACGGUUGACCCCGCGAAUGCGGCUGGUUUGCCCACAGCGUUCUUACGCCGGCAAGGCGACAUUGAGGCACACGUCGAUCGUGCGAAGCCAGAUGCCCCCAAAUUUGCACAACCAACAUACACCUCGGAGGGACUGUAUGCGCUGUGUACACAGUUGGGCGUUGAGGUCAAUGAAUGAGCCAUGGUCCCCACGUCGACGAGAUGUUUGUGUUCGUAUGUAGCAGACUAUUCCGAGAAGAGCACGACUUCCGGAUCUC